Branchiostoma floridae (Florida lancelet) is the source of this 2418-nucleotide messenger RNA. RefSeq names its product regulator of G-protein signaling 3-like. The transcript is spliced from 3 exons. Lineage: Eukaryota; Metazoa; Chordata; Leptocardii; Amphioxiformes; Branchiostomatidae. The record is from RefSeq and is a predicted model, not a curated record. Bases 912 to 2057 code for a protein of 381 amino acids.
UAGUCUCUAGGUCUAGUUUGUUUGUUUAUUAGUGAAAGCUCAAAUCGGCCCACAGGCCGCUUUUUAAUUGAGGUCAUGAGAGAAGGGGUAGGGGUCAGACAAAAUAUAUAACAGAGGUACAAUUGACAUUAUUUCAAGUCCUAAUAAGUCUAUACACAUGAUUUACACAUACAUGGCACAAAAUGCUGCAUGAUUCGAGUCCGUUCGUUUUGGUUGUUUCUGUUACUGAGUCUCUUAAAGGAAGCCAGAGUUGGGGCUGUGCGUCCGGUCCGGUGGUAGACUGUUCCAGAUGUUGGGUCCACGGUAGGCCAGGGCUCUUCUGAAGGUCCCUCGCUGGGUUUUGGGACAACUAGUUUAUAGCUUGUGCUUUGUCUAAUGGUUCUUGUGAUCGUCUAGUUUACCAAUCUCCUAGUCUCCAGGUACCAGAACGUGCUUCAAAAUUGAUGUAGCUUACGGGGAAAUAGAUAGCUAAGCUUAAGAACAUUCCAUGACGCACUGGUCAUAAGAAAAAAAAGACUUGGCGUGUUUAGGUUAAUAUUACGUGCUGUAUUCCGAUUGGUAUAGAUGUCAUCGCUUGCCGUUCCCCGGUCGACCAAUCAGAAAACAACACGUACUAUGAUAUCAUCUACAACACAGACUAUUUCAAGGGUCUAAGGUGGUUCUUAAAAACAUUUUUGUGCUGUUCUUGGGGUUUAUUUCAUAUCACAGGUGAUUUUAGAAAUUGUUUGGUUAAUACGUUAUUGUUCAAGAAUGAGCAAAGGUUUUACCUGUGGCAGUUUAUGCAGUUGUCAUUUUUAUGCUGCAUUCUAACGUUACCUCCCUGAAUAAAGAACCCUAUCUCUACAUCUUUUCUUGGCUAUACAACAAGUGAAGGUUAGCCAAUAGUAUUCACAGUGUAUACACUUUGUCUUAUGGUGCAACCUACUAGCAGACCGGAUAUGACAUCACCAUCCGCACCUUUCAGGUGUUUGUCUUUACCUGGAAAAACGGGUUUUUCUUUUCAAGAAGACACGUCAUUUGGAACCGAGUCGGCAGUGAGAAACAGUGUCACCAUGAAGACCGCGCUGUUCCUGGCCUUCCUGGCGGGCACACUGCUGUCUACCAGCGGGGAGAGCUCCCUUGGAGCCACCCAGGCUAAACUCCGCGCCUUACGGGAACAGGUUAGCCUGCUCGGGGAGAUCUUAGACCGUUCCGAGCGGGUGGUAGACAUGGUGGCCCGACAAGAGGGAGGCGGUGGUGGCGACGGCGAAACCCAGGGCUACAGUGGAGAAUCACCCGCAGUAAUAUUCGAGAAGUUCUUCUACGGCCUCAUGUCUCUGAUGGGGAAACUUAUCAAGGGAGAAGACUACACACCGAAGCUCCUUUCCCUGUCCAAGAUGUUGGAGGGUCUUCCGAAGAACUACAGUAAGGUCACGCACAACACGGAGCAAAAAGGGAACACUACCAUCAACACGACCACCACCAUAGAGAAGUCUCAGAGUGGCGGUAACAGCUACAGUUUCAGCAACGUCCAGACCAGCGUCAACGGUCCCAACCAGAAGUCUUUCUCCAGUGUGUUCCAAAAGGUGUUUGAGAGCUUGUCUAGUUCUACCAGUGGUGACAAAACCACCGAUGACAAAACCACCGAUGACAACACCGCCGGUGACAACCCACCCGCCGUUAACAACCCACCCGCCGGUAACAACCCACCCGCCGAUGACAACCCACCCGCCGGUAACAACCCACCCGCCGGGGACAACCCACCCGCCGGUAACAACCCACCCGCCGGGGACAACCCACCCGCCGGUAACAACCCACCCGCCGGUGACAACCCACCCGCCGGGAACAACCCACCCGCCGGUGACAACCCACCCGCCGGUGACAACCCACCCGCCGGUAACAACCCACCCGCCGGUGACAACCCACCCGCCGGGGACAACCCACCCGCCGAGAACAACCCACCCGCCGCCACUCCGACCUCGAAAGCUGCGGAUGAAGGCGCUAAGUCGGCCAGACACCUCCGACUCCAAGACCUGCUGGAGAUACUGCGCCAAGACAACGCUGAAGACCACAACUAGUCAGCCGUACUUGUAAUAUUUGUUGACGUACUUAGGCCUACGUCAUAAUUGGGCGGGUAUACCAUGGGUGGCUAUGUUUAGUUAAUUUCGAGGGACUAUUUUGAUAGUAGAUAUAGAAUAUCAUCACAUCUCACUGCACGUUGUCUUGGCGAGCCAAUUUGUAGUCCAAACUUUUGUUGGUUUAUAAGUUUCUUCUCACAAAGACAUAAUUAUAUUCAAGUACUUGAAUGGAUGUUGCCAAUAGCAAUCAUGUUCUUUCCUGGGGUAUUGUAUUAUCUGUUGACUUGAGGUUUAAAUCCAGAAAGGGUCACUACUGUUUACAGAUUAAUCUUUUCUGAAUAAAGUUGGUAUAUGAUCGGAA